This is a messenger RNA of Aspergillus glaucus CBS 516.65, 1050 nucleotides long. RefSeq lists its product as uncharacterized. NCBI's taxonomy places the organism in Eukaryota, Fungi, Ascomycota, Eurotiomycetes, Eurotiales, Aspergillaceae. The record is from RefSeq and is a predicted model, not a curated record. The transcript has a single exon. The coding region runs from base 111 to 905 and encodes 264 amino acids.
UAAAUCCUGCCCGCCGUCACCUUUUUUUCACUCGAAGUAACAUUCUACUAUUUUUUUCUUUUCUACAACUCUUCUAUUACAAAUCAAUUACAUCAAUCACAUCAAUCGAUAUGGAAGCUCCUUCGUCACGCCAGAGUCGAAUGGCCAUCGACUCUAUCCUCAACCCUUCGGGGCCAUCGUCUGACUCUGCGUCUUAUACAUCACCUGUCUCUCCAUCAUACUAUACCUACUCUUCAGAAGGCUACUAUCCUUCUCAUCGUCAUUCUCACCACUAUAAACGCCAAUACCCAUACCCUUACCCGGAGAGCACAAGAGCAUCCUUCUCGUUCCCUCAAGGCCCAGUCCCGAUCACCUCGACAGAAUCCUCUCCCAGCCCCUACUCCAGAGACCGCUACGACUCCGUCUCCAGCAGCUCCAGUCUCACCGCACCAACAACCUCCUCAAUUGCCUCAAGAGCCUCCACCCCCUCCACAGCAACCACAGCAUCAACAGGCUUGGAAUCAGGCGACCGCCGCCGCCCGCCACGCCCCAAGUACGAAGAAGAAGAGAUGUACUUCAUCUGGUACCACCGCGUCGAUCUCUGCCAGGAGUGGAAGGAAGUCCGCGAGUGCUUCAACCGCCAGUUCCCUAACCGCCAGCGCAGCGGCUUCCAGGGUAUCCAGUGCAAGUUCUACCGCUUCAUCAAGGACAAGAGGUGUCCUACGCUACGGGAGCAGAGGCGGAUGCGCGAUGGGGAGUUCUUGCAGCAGCCGUCGAGUCCGGAGUAUCACUCGUCUGGGACGACGGGGUCAGGGGGCUCGGAUGUGGGACCGCCGAAGUUUGGGGUUGUUGAGUGGAUGGGGGUUUGGUAUCCGUGGAUGAGGGAGAAUCAGGAGCAGGUUAGGAUUAAGAAGAUAUCGCGUUGAUUCUUUUUUUUCUUUUGCUUUUUGCCCUUCUGUACGGUGUACAGGGGGGUUAAUUAUGACGAGGACUCCAUGACCAAGAUACCUUUUUUGUUCUUCUUUAUUUUUUUAUUAUCAAUAUUUUUAUUAUUUUUAUUUUUUUACUUAC